Molecule: messenger RNA, 1572 nt
Organism: Dictyostelium discoideum AX4
Lineage: Eukaryota; Evosea; Eumycetozoa; Dictyosteliales; Dictyosteliaceae
Exons: 1
Coding region: 1-1572 (523 amino acids)
Molecular function (GO): FAD binding; oxidoreductase activity; flavin adenine dinucleotide binding
Source: RefSeq, a predicted model, not a curated record
AUGAAUUAUGAUGAAUUUCAAAGUGAUAAAAAAAGAAAUAAUAAUUCAAUUCAAAUAAUUAAACAUUCAGAAGUACCAUUUUAUUAUAAAACCAAUUUAAAUGGAUUAUUUAAGAAAUUACCAUACUGUUAUAUAAAAGUGAAUAAUUAUGAAGAGAUUAGAGAAUGUAUUGAAUAUGCAAAAUCAAUUAAUAAACAAGUAUCAAUUAGAAAUAGUGGUCAUUCAUGUUGUCAAUAUUCAAUAAUUGAAGAUUCAAUUAAUAUUGAUAUGUCAAAUUUAAACCAAAUCAUAUCAAUUGAUAAAGAGAAAAUGACAGCAAAAGUUCAAAGUUCACUGAAAUUUAAAGACUACUAUAGGAUCACCACCACCAAAGAAGAGGGACACUUAAUGACUACACCAGGGGGCGGUUGUGGUGAUGUCGCCAUUGGAGGGUUGGUGAUUGGCGGUGGAUCAAAUUAUUUGUCGCCUAAAUGGGGCACUUUAAUCGAUAGUGUCCUAUCAAUGACAGUCAUGUUAUCGAAUGGCUCAAUUGUUGAAUGCAAUGAUUCAAAUCAAUAUUCAGAUUUGUUUUGGGCAAUGCGCGGAUCAGGCCACGGUCUAUCAAUACUCCUAGAUGUAACACUUCAACUAAAACCAAUUGAACCAUCACUCUAUCAUUACUCUUUAAAAUUAAAUUUCAACAGUAUUCAUUUCUUUGAAAAUCUUUUAAUUAUUGAUAAAUUCACUAAAACAAUGGAUACCAGAAUUUAUCUAUCAAUUGAUUUUAGAAAAAGUUUUAAAUGUCAACAACAACAGCAACAGAAACAGCCACCACAACUUUUAUCAAGAUUAACAUAUUUUUUUAAUGGUCCGCCUGAAGAGGGUGAAAUGCAUUUUAAAGAAUUAUUAUCAUUAUUAAAAAGUGGUGGUAAUGGUGGUGGUGGUAAUGGUGAUGGUGAUGGUGGUGGUGGUAAUGGUGGUACUGGUGAAGAAUAUGAAUUUAAAAAAGAAAUUAUGGAUUUUAAAAAAGUUGGGAAAUCAUUUUAUGAUAUUAUAAGUUCAUUUCAAAUUGAACAAAAUGAAAAGGCUAGAUCAUUUUCAAAAGCAAGAUUUUGUAAAGAAUUAAAUGAGUCAAAUAUAGGUUUUAUAAAGAAUAUUUUAGAUUCAAUGCCAAGUAGUUUAGAGUCUAUGAAUGUACCAGAUCCAAACUCAUCAUUUUCAAUUAUGAUGUAUUAUCAUGGUGGUCAUUCCAAAACAAUUUCAAAGGAUAAAUGUGCAUAUGUUCAUCGUGAUAAUAAUUGGUCAAUGGUUGUCAUGGCAAACUAUAGUCAAUAUGAAAAUGAUGAUUAUUUCAAUAAAUGGAAAUUAAUUAUUGAUGAUAAUUUAUCAAAUAUUGGUAAUUUCAUUUAUCAGAAUUAUCCUGACCAUGAAUUAACUUUGAAAUUACGUAAUACUCAAUCUUUAUUUAAAAAUGAUUCAAAUCUUCAACAUCCUUAUUUUGGUCACCAUUUUCAAAAAUUAUAUUCAAUUAAAUUGAAAUACGAUCCAACAGAUUUCUUUUCAAAUCAUCCACAAUCAAUUAAAUUAAAUUAA